Messenger RNA from Colias croceus (clouded yellow), 800 nucleotides. RefSeq lists its product as uncharacterized. Lineage: Eukaryota; Metazoa; Arthropoda; Insecta; Lepidoptera; Pieridae. The record is from RefSeq and is a predicted model, not a curated record. The transcript is spliced from 3 exons. Gene Ontology annotation, molecular function: transmembrane monodehydroascorbate reductase activity. The coding region runs from base 74 to 763 and encodes 229 amino acids.
UUCCAUUAGAUAAUUCUAUACAAGGAAAGUAGCGCAUUAUUUCAUGAGCUUACUGAGACAUUAGUCUGUUAUUAUGAUCAAUCAAGAAGAAGGCACAAUAAAAAUAAACGAAGAUAAUGGUAAAAAAUCACAUAGCGUUUUUCAAACAUUAAGAUUGUUCCUUAAUUAUGUGACGAAUAUUCUGAUGGUGCUCAUAGUUUUUAUUUGCUUGUUAUUUUCGUUACAAACUGGAAAUUUUGGAGCCUAUGAAUGGCAUAUAGUGUUGUGUGUUUUGGGUUAUCAAUUACUCAUGAGUCAAGGAAUACUAGUAAUAUCGAAAUAUAACUACUGGUCUAUGUAUCUGACUCGACGACAUAGAAUUUAUUCUCAUCUUAUUCUACAAGUUCUUAGCAUUGUCUUGAUUACAAUCGGUUCUGUGUUAAUGUUCCAGCAGAAGAAAAUUAAUUUUAAUACAAUUCACGGAAUUUUGGCAUUAUGCGCUCUCAUUAUGUCCAUAAUGAGUUCACUGGACGGGAUAAUCCUGAUGUAUGCGAGGAACAUAAGUAAUUACAUAAGCUCGUUUUGGCUUAAAUGUGGUCACUAUAUCCUUGGAGCCGCUGGACUUAUAUGCUCUUCAGCAAGUCUUUGUUACGCCUUCAAAAAGGGAUCGUUUAGAAAAUGGGUCGAAAAUGAUGACAAUGUGUUAAUCGCUCUAACCAGCAUCUUUACCGUUUUGGUGUUAGCCGAGUUUGUUAUUGCGAUGAGAAAAAGAUUACGUACUUAAUUGAUGUUUUUUUAAUAAAUAUAUGGCAAAUACCUUC